AUGGCCUUUUUGCUCGGAUUUGAUAAUUUGAACUCGGGGGGUUUCACGCUGCUGAGUAAAUGCAGUGCAUCGUUCACAUUGCUGCGGAAUAGGACGUAUUGGGCAGAAGGAAGUAUUGCUGCCCAACAGAGAAUUUCAGCUUGGAGUAAAAGGUCUUAUGGAGCUAGCUGGGCGGAUAGCACACGGCAACCUAGGAUCUUGAUAUAUGGCGCGAUGCCGACUACACCGAGCAAGUCAAACCUGACGUACUGGAUCUUGCUAUUUCCCAUACUGCAGAGCGGCAUGAGAUGGACCCCGGGCCCGUUACUGCGGUACUCUCAGUCCCCAUCCCGGUCGAGUCAUGGCAAUGCCACUGUGCCUGGUUCCUCCAUUGCACAACAAUGGAAAAUUAGUCACUGUCCGUGCACCCGGGCGCGGACCCUCCUCCAUGAAGGUACCCUCUCAUAUGACGAGAUUGAUUCCCUCGCCGGUUUGGUCCUUGAUGUUACUUAUGUGUCUUAUCCCGUCUCUCACAUCGAUUCCCAGGUGACAUCCGUCCAUUCAUGUAUCUCUUCCCCAACUUAGUAGAUGUUCAUGUAUGUCCAUAUGGUAUUUUUGCGCUGCUUAUCCGUCGACACAAUGUUACACACGUCCGGAAUUUUGAUCAUU
Molecule: messenger RNA, 648 nt
Organism: Somion occarium
Lineage: Eukaryota; Fungi; Basidiomycota; Agaricomycetes; Polyporales; Cerrenaceae
Source: the annotation of a GenBank genome assembly